Molecule: messenger RNA, 762 nt
Organism: Caenorhabditis bovis
Lineage: Eukaryota; Metazoa; Nematoda; Chromadorea; Rhabditida; Rhabditidae
Source: the annotation of a GenBank genome assembly
AUGCUUACCCUAACCGUAGCCAUUUCGUUUUUGUUUGUUUCAACAUUAUGCGGCGGAAAGAAGAAGCCGCAAGGCAAAAAGGGCGAAACCGGUCCCAGCAGCAAAUCGCAACUCAAUCCGUCGCCAGCGCCAGCGCCCGCUCAACCAGCACCAGCGGCGGCGGCUGCCGCGCCAGCUCCGGAGAAGAAGGACGAAGAGAAGAAGGACGAGGAGAAGAAGGAAGAGAAGAAGGAGGAGAAGAAGUCGGAGAAGGGAGGAGAUGAGAAGAAGGAUGAUGAGAAGAAAGAGGAUGAGAAGAAGGAUGAAAAGAAGGAGGAUGACGAGAAGGAUGACAAGAAGGAUGAAAAGAAGGAUGACGAGAAGAAGAAGGAGACGAAGCCGAAGGAGGAGAUCAAACCGAAGGAGAUCGCGAAGAAUGCCAAAGAGGAAAAGAUCGCGAAGGGCGAGAAGAGAAAUAAGGGCGACUAUCCAACGUUCAAUGAUGUUGAGAGCGAUUGGGACUCGGCGAAGGAUAAGGACAAGAAGAAAAAGAAGGAAGAUGGUGCUGGCGGCAAGUCGAAAGAGAAGGAGGCGAAAUCGAAGAGAAAGGACGAGAAGGAGAAAUCAAAGAAGGAUGAUAAGAAGGAAGAGAAGAAGGAGGAUGAGAAAAAGGAGGAGAAGAAAGAGGAGAAGAAAGAGGAGAAAGAGGAAAAGAAGGAGGAUGAGAAGAAGGACGAGGAAAAGAAGGAAGACGAGAAAAAAGAGGAGGACAAGAAAGAGUAG